UUUUCUCAUAUACCAACACCACCACUAGAUUCUCCGUCCCUCCCUACGACUCCAUCCCCCUGUUGCCCUACAUCUGCGCCUAUUCUUACCCCCCCGACUCCAGCUCUAUUUCCACCACGACCACGUGGUGAUCGAAACCCACCGGUCUGCAGUCCAUGGCAAAGCUUCCCCUGUUCCAAAAGGGCUCCGGGCGACCUCAGGCCGGACGCACUCGGUCCAAGGUGAUCUGGCAUCGCCUCCUCCGGUCCUUCUGCUACCUGAUCGCCUGGAUCUUCCUGCUUCUGGUCUGCCUGGGCAGUCUCGCCAACAAGCCCGUCCUGCGCGACACCUACUUCCUCGAGAUCAACCUGGCCAAUAUCAUCCCGCUGUCCGUCCCCAAUGCCGACCUGAUCGAUACCAUCGCCCGCUCCAUUGGCCUGCACGACUUUUACCAGGUCGGACUAUGGAACUUCUGCGAGGGCUACCAGGACCAGGGCAUCACCCAUUGCUCGACCCCCAAGCCUCUCUACUGGUUCAAUCCCGUCGAGAUCAUCCUCAGUGAACUUCUCUCCGGCGCAACCAUCGCCCUCCCCGCGAACAUCACCUCCGCGCUGAAGAUCGCCCGCAUCGCCUCCCACUGGAUGUUCGGGCUCUUCAUCACGGCCACCGUCCUCACCUUCAUCCUGGUCUUCCUAUCGCCGCUGGCCGUCUCGUCUCGCCCUCCGCAGACCAUCUCCGCCGACCCGGCCGUCAACCAAUCCCACCCGCAACACCGCCGCCGCACCUUCGUCUUCCUGCGCGCCCUCCCCUUCCUCCUCCUCACCUUCAUCACGGCGCUGUUCACCAUCGUCGCCUCCGCCGUCGCCACAGUCAUGUUCAUCAUCUUCCGCAACGUCUUCACCUCCUCCAGCUACGACCUGAACAUCGGCGCCUGGAUCGGCACCCGCAUGAUGGUCUUCAUGUGGAUCGCCUCCGGCUUCAACCUCAUCGCCUUCAUCCUCCAGCUCGGCUCCUGCUGCGCCUCCUGCUGCGGUGGCCGCAAGGCCCGCAAGCAGCUCAAACGCAACAGCGCCAAUGGCUCCGCCGCUACCACCGCCUCCGUUUCCCCUGUGCGCGAGAAAGAGGAGCACGAGAACGGCCACAGUCCCGCUACUACGGACUAAAUGGGCCGGUCAUCUCUUCUCACCUCCUCUCUUUCAAUCAAACCACCAAUCAGUCAACCUACCUGCACCUACCCCUCUCUCGUCUCCUACAUACACGCCUGCAUAUAUACCCGGGCAUCGAUCUCCGGACUGAACUGACCGUCUACACUUCAUCUCAUCUCAUCAUCUCU
Aspergillus heteromorphus CBS 117.55 is the source of this 1312-nucleotide messenger RNA. RefSeq names its product SUR7/PalI family protein. Gene Ontology annotation, biological process: fungal-type cell wall organization. Lineage: Eukaryota; Fungi; Ascomycota; Eurotiomycetes; Eurotiales; Aspergillaceae. The record is from RefSeq and is a predicted model, not a curated record. Bases 156 to 1142 code for a protein of 328 amino acids. The transcript is spliced from 2 exons. Gene Ontology annotation, cellular component: plasma membrane; cell cortex of cell tip.